CGAAGUGGCUCCGAUGGCGAAAAACACUCUUUCGUCGCGAUUCAGGAAACUCGACAUAGAUGAAUUUGAUGAGAACAAAUUCGUGGAUGAUCACGAUGAGGUUGUCGAUAAUCAAGGACCGGACGCCGCGGAGAUAGACAACCUCAUCAGGCAAUAUCCUUUACGUUCAUGCGCAUGCCCCCCAUGUUAACUAGCACAUUUAGCUAACAGAUAGCCUCGGCGAUUUGAUGUGAUUUUGUUUUUAAUCCAAAACCCAAAUGCUCAACAUAGCUUUUGUGUUCGUGCUGACAAAUGUAUCUUGCUAGCUAGCUUAGUUGAUGUUGUGUAAAUAUGUAUGUUUAGGUUGUUAACUAGCUAGCCAAUGGAGGAUAUAUCUGGCUGAACAGUCCUUAGCUCUGGUCCAGACCAGGGCGCCCUCCAGAGCUACCUAAACCCGAGACUCUUGGAUGUCUUAGCUAUUUGCUAACUAACAGUUAGCUAGGUAGUUAUGUCUAAACAUAGUUGCCUAUAACUAGCAUGCAAAGCACACACAGUUGCUCCAGUAUCGAUUAGGGAAAUCACUGUGCCAUUUGAUUUGGGUGAGGCAGGAGUUUCAGAGUGUCAGUUGGGUCAACAUGGCCCCUUUAAUAAGGGCCUUAUGUCGAGGUAUGUUUAUUUCGAGUGAGCCACAUUCAGGGCAGUGACACCAGGUCAGGAUUAGCUUGAAGCCAGUAAAAUAUAUAUUUUCCCCCCCACGUUAUAAGGUGGUAUAGCUAUCUAUCUCUCUGCGCUUGAUCCUCUGCGUCAUUCUGCUCCAUUUGAGAGGAAUCAUUUGGGAAUAUGGUUGGUCUGGCUGUUUAUGAUCGGACACCUCUAUGGCUGCGUUUACACAGGCAGCCCAACUGAUAUUUUGACCAAUUAGAUAAGCUCUGAAAAAGAUCUGACGUGAUUGGUCAAAAGACCAAUUCCUGGAAGAAUAUCAGAAUUGGGCUGGCUGUGUAACCGCAGCCUAAGGUCUCAAGAGAUCUCACAUUGGAUGCUGGCAUCAAAACCCUCCCUGAUAUCGGUCUGUUUCUGUUGGUCGAAAAACAUUUGAGAUGCAUUAUGUGUUCCUGCCCCUUAAACCUAUUUAGGAUAUGACAAUAGGAAGUAUUACAUUCCUUAACCGACUAAUGCACAGGAGACAUGAUGACAGCUUUUCACAUUGCUCUCCGGAACCCUCCUGUCAACUCUAAGAAUCCAGCAAUAAAGGUAAUGGGCCAAGAUGUGAAUCAAAUCUGAAAUUGUACUCUUGCAUCAUGUAACUUUGUGGGAAGCUCCUUUUGUCAAUAUUGACAUUGGUUUAGAAUGCUAGUGUAACAGAGUUAAGAACGUACCGUAAGCCCACUCCACAGCUAGCUUGAAAUGUCGCGGAUGGAGCCAUCCAAUUGGUACCUUUUGGGUGGCUCAAACCAUUGGAAUGUUGUCAAGGAGGGCGGUCACGCGUGUUAGCAAAGCAGAGGUCCCGAGUUCAAGCCAGGCAUGAGCCGAAUCUGGUGCAAGUGGUACUCGCCAACAAGCAACGUCGUAACACUAGCUCAUGGCAGGAGGCUUAGCAAGCAUCCAAAAAAUGUUGCCUGCCUCUCAUGGGAAUCUGCACUGAUGUAAAUAACUUUCGUAAACAUGCUCUCUCUCUUGCUGUCUUGCAGGAAAGGGCUCUGGCAAUAGUGCUGAGAGUGUUGACGUCAUUCAAGUCCGGCGAUAUUGAGCCAGCCGUCAAGUCGCUUGACAGAAGUGGGGUGGACCUGCUUAUGAAGUACAUAUAUAGAGGCUUCGAGAAGCCCUCUGACAAUAGCAGUGCCAUUCUCCUACAGUGGCAUGAA
Molecule: messenger RNA, 1841 nt
Organism: Coregonus sp. 'balchen'
Lineage: Eukaryota; Metazoa; Chordata; Actinopteri; Salmoniformes; Salmonidae
Source: the annotation of a GenBank genome assembly